AUGGGGGUCCCGCAGCCCGGAUGGGGGGGCAUGAGCCUUGGGGGGCUUCUGUUGACCACCCUGGACCUGUGCCUGGUGUCGGGGCUCAGUCUGGAGCCCGUGUACUGGAAUACAGCUAACAAGAGGUUCCAAGCAGAGGGUGGCUACGUGAUCUACCCCCAGAUUGGGGACCGAUUGGACUUGCUGUGCCCCCGGGCCCGGCCCCCCGGCCCCCACUCGUCCCCGGACUACGAGUUCUACAAGCUGUACCUGGUGGGGGCCGCCCAGGGCCGGCGCUGUCAGGCGCCCCCCGCCCCCAACCUGCUCCUCACCUGCGACCGCCCGGACCUGGACCUGCGCUUCACCAUCAAGUUCCAGGAGUACAGCCCCAACCUCUGGGGCCAUGAGUUCCGCAGCAACCAGGACUACUAUAUCAUCGCCACGUCGGACGGGACCCGAGAGGGCCUGGAAAGCCUACAAGGAGGGGUCUGCCUCACCCGAGGGAUGAAAGUCCUACUGCGCGUGGGACAGAACCCCCGAGUGGGCAACGCUCCCCGAAAACCCAUCUCCGAGACCCUCGGCGAGCGGGGAUCGUCUCCUGGAACGGUUCCCGGGAAAGAGAACCCGGCAGGUGGGCCGUCCGGGAACGUGACGGGCGGCGGUGCGGACGGCGGCGCCCUGGCGGCCCCGAGCCUGGCGGCGGUGGCGGGGGCGGCGGGGGGCGCGGCGCUGCUGCUGCUGGGGGCGGCCGGGGCGGGGGGCGCCCUGUGCUGGCGCCGGCGCCGGGCCAAGCCCUCCGAGACCCGGCACCCGGACCCGCCGCCGGCCCGGGGCUCCGGACGCGGGGGCAUCGGGGGCACCAUCAUCGGGGGGAGCAGCAUCAUCGGGGGGAGCGGGGCGGAGCCCGGGGAGCUGGGCAUCCCGCUCAGGGGCGCCGGGGACCCCCCUUUCUGCCCCCACUACGAGAAGGUGAGCGGAGAUUAUGGCCACCCGGUCUACAUCGUCCAGGAUGGGCCCCCCCAGAGCCCCGCUAACAUCUACUACAAGGUAUGA
Molecule: messenger RNA, 1032 nt
Organism: Tachyglossus aculeatus (Australian echidna)
Lineage: Eukaryota; Metazoa; Chordata; Mammalia; Monotremata; Tachyglossidae
Gene: EFNB3
Product: ephrin B3
Exons: 6
Coding region: 1-1032 (343 amino acids)
Biological process (GO): ephrin receptor signaling pathway; axon guidance
Cellular component (GO): plasma membrane
Molecular function (GO): ephrin receptor binding
Source: RefSeq, a predicted model, not a curated record